Messenger RNA from Fundulus heteroclitus (mummichog), 5089 nucleotides. It is a transcript of the gene shroom2b, whose product is annotated as shroom family member 2b. Gene Ontology annotation, cellular component: apical plasma membrane; apical junction complex; cortical actin cytoskeleton. The transcript has 13 exons. NCBI's taxonomy places the organism in Eukaryota, Metazoa, Chordata, Actinopteri, Cyprinodontiformes, Fundulidae. The record is from RefSeq and is a predicted model, not a curated record. Gene Ontology annotation, biological process: actin filament organization. Gene Ontology annotation, molecular function: actin filament binding. Bases 284 to 4708 code for a protein of 1474 amino acids.
AUAUCAGAGAGUUGUUGUUGUUGUUGUUUUAGGAGAGCCGAACCCCGUCUCAGAGGUUCUGUCGGGCCCAGCUGGACCCGAAUCCCGCUGGGGACGAGAACUUUUAACAUUUAAUUGAUGUCAAGUUAAUGAAGUGAGAGAAGGUGAUGCAGCUGGAGGCUGAGGUGGAGAAAUGAAGCCGUCUAAUGUUACAUGAGCAGCAGCAGGUCGCUCUUGAACUGGCCUUGAUGGAGUCCAUCGAAGCCCGCCAUCAUGGAGGCCGUCCAUUACUCAGCUGACUUGGAUGGACGGGACGGAGCAAGAUGAGGAGCUGGUGGAGGUGCUGCUGCAGGGCAGAGCUCCGUGGGGCUUCACCCUGAGGGGGGGCACGGAGCACAGAGAGCCGCUCGUCAUCACAAAGGUGGAGGACGGCAGCGCCGCGGCCCGCGUCCGUCUCCGCGCCGGCGACCGGAUGGUGAGCGUGAACGCCGUUCCCCUCAGCGGCUCCCGGCAGGAGGCCAUCUGCCUGGUGAAGGGCUCCCACAGGACCCUGGCCCUGGUGGUCCGGAGGGCUAAAAUGGUCGACGUUGUAUCGCCACAAGCUGUGCCGUCAGAAAAUGAGGUUCAUGUGGCGAGGAGUUUCCUCACCAAGAUCUUACGAAGCUCCAUGAGGAAGAACCGUUUCAGGGGGAAAAAUGAUCCAGGCUUACGGCCCCAUUCCUGGCACUCCUCCAAGCUGACAGAAGAGGAGUCUGAGCCCGCCGGGUCCGAGGCCACCCCAGCGACUGUCUGGCAGCAGAAACAUGAAGCAAGGCCGAAAGAGUCAAGCACUCCAGGCGACCAGAAGACUCAGCAGCCCAGUCAGCUCGGCUCAGUGAACAGCAUGGAGAGAAUAGAGCGUCCAUCCCAUCCCUACCCGCCGGGGUGUCUUUCUCCGCCUAAAUACAUUGACAGCUCUGAAGCGUUUUCUGCACCGGGAGCCAAAAGAGACUCCGCCUUCAGCUGUUUCUCCGGCAGCUCCAGCCCUCCUAUUCUUGAUUCGGGCAUGUCCGGCAGGAAGGGUACCAGCACCGAAAACAUUUUCUUCAAGGGCCUUCAGAGCGAAGGACCUCAGCAGAACGAACGACACAGAUACCUGCAGUCGACUCAUGGCAACGGAGGCUGGGAGGGGCCACGGGUCAGAGAACAGCCUGCGUCUCGGGUUUCCGUUGUAGGGAGGCUCAGCGCUGACCCGGUGUGGCAGGUACCGGAGAAGAAGAAAUCCCAGUCCCCUCCUCCUCCACCGCCGCCCCUGCGCAGCGACAGCUUUGCUGCGACCAAGGUGUUCCCGUACACCGAAGGGCCUUCGGGUCCGGCGAAGAGUCAUGGCAGCUCGUUUGAAAAACUGACAGAGAGCAACCAGAGCUGCCUCCGGUUUCAGAAGCAGCUGCACCCCAAUAAACUCUUCUCCUUGUCCAGCAGCGAUGUCAGCCAGUCUCAUUAUGCCCAAUCGCCCGCCCAUCAGAGGCAAUACAGUGAUGAAAGUCCUUUCUACCUGCAAACCAGGGCAGCUCCACCAGCAAAGACUCAAAGUGUUGGAAACUACUAUCGUAGCCUCCAAGACCUGCCCACCAACGCCUUCAGUCGAAAACACAUGCGGCACUCCACAGCAGCCAUGGCGGCUUGUGCUGCAAACUCAAGUCUGGACAGUGGAGGGCACGGCCGGCAGUUCGUCCCUUUGGGUAGUCAUCCGCUGCAUAUCGGCGAGUUAAAAGCCAGGCAGGGCAAAGCUGGGGGCUGGAGAGCGGAGAUGGAGAAAUCCCAAUGGAUGAACAGCAGUGAAUCAGGCUUGCAGAGUUCCCUGAAGACAAACAUUAAGCCAAAGUACUCUACACCUCAGUCCCAGAUGUCCUACAGUGAAAACAAAGACCGAAAUGGGAAUGGUCUAAACUACGACCACAAAACCUACGAACUUUCUCAUCAAAGCACAGAAGAACCUUCGAAGAGAGCUGAAGGACCCCCGAAUGAAGUGAAGAGGAUCCUUCUACCACAUCAGAGUAAUGAUCAUAAAGUUGCUCCAUCAAGACACCAAGACCCUUGGCUGCCCCAAGAAGAUCACAGAAUAUCGGCUCUGAAAACGCCGCUUCUUCACUUCCUGGCUCAAGAGAGCCAGACUCUAACAACAGAGAGGCAACCGGCCGCCGCUACAAAGUCCGCGUUCUCCACCCAGGACGUCUGCGAGACCGCAACCGCCGGCAGUGGGAAAGCAUGCCGCCGCAGUGACCGCUACGCCACCACCCUCCGCAAGGAGAUCCAGCAGAAGAGAGCCCAGCUGCAGAAGAGCCGGAGCGCUGCGACCCUGACGUACGAGGCUGAGGAAGAAGACGCAGAGGAGUGGAGGUCCAUGGAAGCCUCUGCUUCAUUGAACACCUACAAGGACCAUUUAAAAGAGGCCCAGGCAAGAGUCCUUCAGGCAACCUCGUUCCAGAGACGGGACCUUGAGCCUCUGGGACCUGAGGCACCAGUUCUCAAAGCGUGCUACGGGAGAAUCAGAGGACGUCGGCGGUUCCACCCAGCCAAAAGGACGCAUUCUUUCUCCGAGCCUGAUAAGAUAGACAAAGUGGGAGUGGAAGGAGAAUCCCAACGUGGCUCAGAGCAACAGAGAGAGUUGUUUGAGACCAAACCUGCGUUCCCCAGGCCUGUGCUGAAGACCGGCGGCCCAAACCUGAACCCAGACCCAGAUGAAGCGAGCAGACCAGAAGAGACCCCUCCCUCUGGAGACAGUGAUCAGUCCAAAACAUCCGCAGACCUCGACGAGCAGAGUCCUGGCGACAAGCAGGUGUUACUAGAACAGCAGCGACUGGGCACCUUCGCUGAGUACCAGGCCAACUGGAGCAAGCAGAAAAAGUCAUCUGAUGUCAAAACACAAGGGCGAUAUCACUCGGCAGAGAACAUUCUAGACGCCGGUGCAGAAGACAAGGCCGCGUGCAUCCAUGAGCGAUCCAGAUCCUCGCCUUCUGCAGACUUCUACGCACAGAAUAUCUCCUCUCAUUGGAGAGAUCCUGACGCACCGGAGAGCAGCGUGACCACAAGGUCGCCGGACCACAGCCCACAGCCGGACCCGUCAGAACCCAGAAACGAGGGGAUAUUCCCUCCCGACCACAGAACCAGCCCCUCCCACUCCUCUGGUCGCCGCAGCAUCAGCCCAAACCCGGAGUCCAAGCUGCCACCACCCAGGCUCCAUUUAGGUCCAGAAACCACACGCUCCUCCCAGGAAUUCCUCGCCGGCACCCAGCCGGACCCGGCGGAUCUGCAGCCUCUGCCCGCUUCUGCCUCCGCCGGUCCCGCCCAGUCCGCUUCCCCUCGCCUCAGUGCCCAGACCGGACCGGGAGCUGCAGAACCCGAGGAGGCGGAGGACCUGACCGCGCCGCCGUCCUCUCCAGCUCUGCCUCUUCCCGGGACGGACCGGACCCGCUCCCCCUCGCCUCAGUUCGCUCCUCUCAGGCUGACCGACAGACCGCCGGCCGGGUCCGUUCGGGAUGACCCGCAGCUCAGCUCCCAGACAGAGCCGAGGGUCCCAGCGGCGAUGGACGUGAGCGGCCCGCUCAGGAAGGUCCCCAUCCGGAUCGUCCACGCUGAGAGCAGCUCGGAGCGCCAGGGCCAGGCCUACCUGCCUCAGAGCGGCGAGUCCUGCGUCGUCCCCGAACCGCCCGCCAACCUGUCCCCCCUGACGGCGCCCGCCUCCUCUCUGUUCAGCGCCUACACCCGCCACGACCCCCAGGAGCCGGCGUCCAGUCAGGAGACGGCCGGGGCCCACAACCUGGAGGAGGACGCCAAGAGAGAGGAGCUGGUGAGGGACAUCAUGGGUCGGGACAAGUCUCUGGUGGACAUCCUGGACCAGAGCGGCAGGAAGACCACCAUGGACCUGAUGGAGGGGCUCUUUCCACCGGAGGAGAAGAUCCUGGAGGGGGUCCAGCUGCGGAGGAGGACCUCGGUGGGCUCCAGGCUGCCCGCCACCAGCAGGAGGGACGAGGACGACGUGUCCGUCUCGGCGUCCUCCUCCCUGGUCCCCAGCUCCUCCUACUACAACACCUCGGCUCCCAAAGCUGAGCUCCUCAUCAAGAUGAAGGACAUGCAGGAGCAGCUGGAGGAGCAGGACUCCGAGGACGAGCUGGACGUGGAUCUGGCCAGUAAAAAGCAGGAGCUGAUCUCCAGCCUGGCCAGGAAGCUGGGGGUGCUGCGGGAGGCGCGGCAGAGCCUGCAGGAGGACGUGGAGGACAACGAGGCGCUGGGCCGCGAGGUGGAGGCCACGGUGCGGCGCCUCUGUCGGCCCAACCAGCUGGACAAGUUCUGCAUGUUCGUGGGCGACCUGGACAAGGUGGUGAGCCUGCUGCUGUCGCUGUCGGGCCGCCUCGCUCGGGUGGAGAACGCCCUCAACAGCCUGGAGGACGAAGCUCCGCCGGAGGAGAAGAGAACCCUGACGGAGAAGCGCAAGCUGCUGAUGCGGCAGCACGACGACGCCAAGGAGCUGAAGGAGAACCUGGACCGCAGGGAGCGGCUGGUGUCCGGGAUCAUGGAGGCCCACCUGGACGCGGAGAGCCUGGACGACUACCGGCACUUCGUCAAGAUGAAGUCGGCGCUCAUCAUCGAGCAGCGCAAGCUGGAGGACAAGAUCAAGCUGGGCGAGGAGCAGCUGAAGUGCCUGGUGGAGAGCCUGCCGCCGGAGCAGAGGCCGCCGCUCGGACUCUGAAGUCUGAAACACUUUCUAUAAAUCAGGACAGAAACUGAGCCCUGAGCUUGUUUGCAGCCGAUGUUUGACUGUUUUUCUCCAGAAGCGUCUCCCUCUGGGUUUUAUUUCCACAUCUCCAUCAGGCAGAGAGAUGAAAUCCCCUCUCAGCUUCUGAUAGCAGGGCAGACAGCAUUUCCUCACUGCUGCUGAACGUGGCUUUGUUGAUUUAUCACCAGGUGAUUUUAAUAUUUAAAGCUCAAUUUUCUAGUAAUUUAUUAUAGUUUGUUUAGCCUAAUUUAUUCUACUCCUGACGUACCGUUUGCUUGUUUCUGAAGUUAAAAGGAAGAGCCGGAUCUAACCAGAGCUACGCCGCGUAGUUUUAAGCUGUCCUGUCCGUGAAUC